UCUCUUUCUUCAGUUUUUAAAGGAUCACUACUCUUCUCCUUUAUCUUUCCUCCCCUCCGACCUCUUUUUCUCUCCCUCUCGUUCUCCUUCCUCGUCUCGCUCUUCUUCCCCGGUCACUUUCCUCCCGAUCCUUGUCUCUCGCUGCACACGCUUGCGGAUGUUUCUCGUUUUCUUCUCUUCACUUCUCCGAUCUUCUCUUUCCGUCCAAGCGGUGUUUCCUUGCUUCAAGCCGAGGCUGAUCUCCCCAGUGAGGCAGCUGCACAGUCAGUCGCUCUGCUGUCUAGCGAGCGCCUUCUGUUUUUCCUCUUUUCCUCUUUUCUUCGGUUUCUUUGUUUCCUGCUUCGUGUUUUCUUCUGCGCAACGCCUAUUUUCUGUUUCUCGAUUUUCUAAGGGAAACGGACCUAUCGUCGUUUCCAAAGUUCCGGAGACAGACAGAGUCAAAUCCUUGCCCUUCUCUCUGGAGACGAGGAGACCUCCCUGUUGCCCUUUCUUUUCUUAGGUAUUCUUCUCCCUGAUGUAUUUCACCUAUUUUGUGCAAAUGCGACCGUCUGCACCUUUCUCUCUCCAGUCUGACUUCGUUCUCACACCUUUCCGGUCUCGGUUUCUCUCGUAAACUCCUCCCUUCGCUCUCCCUUCUCUCUUCUUCGACGAGGUCGCCGCGUCUUCUUCGCUCUUUUUCAGUUUCCCUGCUUCUUCUGCGCUGCCACAAGAACGGCUGCAGAGACUCCGCACUCCUCGUUUGUCUCUGUUUGCGCGUCUUCUCCUUCCUUUUCUCCUUCCUACCAAAAAUGUCGUCCUCAAGCUCCGGGUCGAGGCUCUCCGGCCUCCUCGCCCUGUCUCUCUUCCUUCUCCUGUCUCUCUCCACGUCUCGCAUCCCUCCCUCCCCUUCCUCCUCUUCUUCCUCUUCUGUCUCUGCUUUCGCUUCUUCACUCUCUCCUUUUCCCUCUUCUCUUGUCGCAGAUGCUUCGAUUUUCUCUGGGUUGUUUCUCAAUUCCGUUUUCUCUCUUUCUUCUGCCUUUCUUCCCUCUGGGUCUUGGGAGCUGCAAGGAGUGAGUGCUCUUCCUGUCUCCGGCCCAGCCGCCAUGGAGACAGGCGUCGAGGGUCAGCGGUAUCAGAGGCAAAUUCAAGUUUCCUCUUUUCUCGCGGACAAGGAUUUCAGGCGUCUCUUCCACCUCACAAAUGCAUUUGAGGCCUCAACGGUCCCUCACGAAUUAACAGCGUUCGUCGCUCUUCGCUUCUUUCCUCCCUCAUUCGCCCCUGCCUUCUCGGCCUCCUCAAAACUCCCGAAGCCGCUCGUCAACGCUCUCUGUCAAAGAGUGCAGUCUCUCCUCGCCUCCUCUCCCCUCGCUUCCUCUCCCCUCUCGUCUUCUUCGCGCUCUUCCAUUGCAAGAGAGAAAGACUCCGAAUUGACCCUUUCGCACUUGCUGCAGGCUCGGCGGUUAAUGGCGUGCGACUUCAAGAUUCCUCGCGGACUGUCCGCGGGCCUCGCGGCCGCCCUCGUCUCGCCCUCUCGACGGAAGACAGGAGAAGAUGACGCGUCGCAGGUGCGAAGACUCGUCGCUGCUCUGAUCAGCCUCGCGGAGAUCACAGAAACGCAGGACUCAGACGAACAAGGCGAAGAGGAACGGAAAGGCAACGACCCAGAAACAGAAGACAAGCCGACUGUGGAAAUGUCUCGGCAGACAGAACCUCCACGUUCUUCGUUUCUCAAGUCGAAACUGAAGGACGUGCACUACCUGGACCUGGCUGACGCGGUCAUCUCUUAUCUCCAGAAACUUCAAAACGAGACGCGGACGCAAGAAGGCCUGCCCCUCUCUGGGCCGUGGAAGGCGGAGGCCGAGACACAGCACGCGAGUGCAGCAGCUUUGCUCGCCUUGUCUCAGAGUGUACUUCUUCUUUCUCGCGACUCUCAGACACAGAAAGUCGCCGCUCUCCAGAGGUUCACAGACGGCCUGAAGCUGCUGGAAAGAGAGCUGCGUGCGGUCGUCCUUCUUGGAGAGGAAACGGACUCGCGAGACAGAGGAGACGGAGAAGACUCAAAAGUGGAAGAGCGAAACGCCUUGCGCCUCAGCUUGCUGCUCCACGCUUACUUCAACUUCGCGACGCUCGCGGAGACGCGCUUCUCCCCAGUCGUGUUUCCUCCGAGUCUUGCGCGUCUCGGGGAAGCAGGCCUCGAAGCCGCUAUCGGAUUUUUGCAGACAAUUCCGCUGGAGGAAUCGGAGCCUGUCGCCGCCCUCCUGCCGCUCCUCAACGCAGUCCAAGCGGCCGCACAAGCGGGCGCGUUCGGCGUCGUUCAAGAGAGGCUGCAACGCGUGGAGAUCUGCGACGUCUGGGGGAGACCGUUGCCAGCAGAUGCUCAGCUGCAUGUGGUUCUCUCGUUCCAGUCGACAAUCGACGGAGAAAAGGACGAGGAAGAAGAAGCGAAAGUGACUUUUUCGCGGGACUCGACGUCGACGCCCUCCGCGAAUCGAUGCCUUUUUUCUUCGCGUGACCGGCGCCUGGAGCGCGCGACGCGUGUUGUCUACUUUCUGCGGAGACAAGAGAAAAAUCGGCGAGAGUCAAGAUUCCUUCUUCUCCGAGAGCGUGCGAGCCGAGACUUGGGCACUGCUGCGCGAAGUGGAACGCCGACAGAUCCGCUUCCGUUUGGCGUCGACCUCGAAGUGGCGGCGGUGCCAGUGUAUGACGGAGAGAUAGAACAGGCCGAGAGAGAGGAACAGAUCCUCUUUCGCUCAGGCACAAGACAACCGCAGGCGGAAGCCUCUGCGCUCCUUGCCAAGACUCACGAGCUGCGCUUCACCCUGCAGCUCGCGACGGACUGGAGAACGGCGGGCAGACGCGACGGUGGCAAGACCUCUGGUCCCGAUCAGGUCAGCCUGCUGAUAACAUUUCUUUCUCCCGAAGGGGAGGACGCUGUCAAGGCGCCCUUUCGUCUCCCUCUCCAUCUCAGAAGCAGACAGAUUCGUCUUCCUCUCGUGAAUGCCAAGAAACACACAUAUCAACUGCAACUUUCCCUCGACAAUCAGCGCUUGUUCCCUCGACUCACUGGCGACUACCGCUUCGAGCUUCUCGUCGCAGACCGUUCAAUGCAGAGUCCCCUUCGUCUGCAUUUACUCGACAAAGAGCUUGUUUUUUCUCGCCCUGUGAAGCUCCUCCACAUCCCCACUGGCGACGGCGAAAUGCUCGCCAUUCUUCCUGUCGAAAAAAACAUGUUGCCAGCCCCGCUGCUCUCUUGGGAAAACUCACCUCCACCCCAACAGGCCUCGUUGCUGGCAGCCAUCCUCGGAGCCGCUCUUUGCUGUCUUCUCCCUUCUGGAGCGCUGUGGAUGCUGUGGCGGUCGAAAGCCAUCGACGUGCCUCACAAAAUUGGAGAGCCUUCGGCCCUUCAAGUUCUUUUCAUUGGAGCAAUCGUGGUGCAGGGUUUGAUUGUGGUACUUUACUUUUUUUGUAUCGCCUUCCUUCAACUGUUGCCGGUUCUCGGAGUUUCACUGGCCGUCACUUCGUUGAUUGGAUACCGUGCAUUGUGCCAGAGCCGGGCACAGCAACUGAACGAGAGCGGCUUUCCUGAAAAGAAGACGUUCUGAAAGCCUGGCCUCGUAGAUAAAAUCGAUGAGACGUUUUACUUGUAGGCAGAGAUGUAGCGGUCGCGUCGCCGUCGUGGAAGCUCCUUCGGCGAUGUCUACAUACGCAUUUGUUCGUGGAGAAGCUGAAUCUGUUUCGUAGACCCAUGAACAAAGCGAACUCCGCCUUAGCUCUUCAAAACUACUAAUGCGUCCAUUUAUACAUAUAUAUAUAUAUAUAUAUAUAUACAACAUGUACAUAUAUGUGUGGUAUGUUAUAUACUGGGACUGUUUGCCUCGAAUUGACUAUCUCUAGGUUUUGUGUGGUAGGUUGCCUUCUGCGUUUUACAACAACGCCUUUCUUGCGCAGAGAGGAUUCUUCUCUUUGCACGAAACAUUGUCACUGCCGAUAAUUUGCCGAGGAGACGGUGGGUAAUCGGCCGAGUGUUCCGUCCACUUUGGCCAAAACGUAUCCCUCUCUUCCUCGCGUUCGUGUACUUGUGUUUUUUUCUCCGCGGAAAUGCCUAUCCUGCAUACUCCAGCCUAGGGCGGGAGUGCGUGCUGUCUAGUUUUGUCGCCAAGUAAACCACAAGUGGGAAAGGACACAGGCGCAGUAAUGCCUUUCCCGACACGCUUCGAACGAGAGGAGCGUCAGCUUCCCGUAAAAUGGCCUGUUUGGGAGCGCCGCUGGUGGUUGGUCUUCUGAAGACUUCAAAUUUCGCUCGCUUAUUUUAUCACCAACUUCUUACUCUCUGCGGAUGCCAACUGUUUAUCCGCACCAGUGUUGGG
Molecule: messenger RNA, 4346 nt
Organism: Toxoplasma gondii ME49
Lineage: Eukaryota; Apicomplexa; Conoidasida; Eucoccidiorida; Sarcocystidae
Exons: 15
Coding region: 789-3581 (930 amino acids)
Biological process (GO): protein N-linked glycosylation
Cellular component (GO): oligosaccharyltransferase complex; membrane
Source: RefSeq, a predicted model, not a curated record